This is a messenger RNA of Panicum virgatum (switchgrass), 2380 nucleotides long. RefSeq names its product polygalacturonase QRT3-like. The transcript is spliced from 2 exons. Lineage: Eukaryota; Viridiplantae; Streptophyta; Magnoliopsida; Poales; Poaceae. The record is from RefSeq and is a predicted model, not a curated record. Bases 785 to 2185 code for a protein of 466 amino acids. Gene Ontology annotation, molecular function: polygalacturonase activity.
GAACGUCGCAGCAGUUCUUCAGAAAAGUAACAGUGGCUGGCGGUCAAAAAGGGAGAACUUGUUUGUGCAGUAUUCAAUGUCUGGAGUUGGCAAGAACGAGGGGAGUGUUUGAAUCGACCCGUCCAGCAAUUGUCGAAGCCUCUGUGCCUUUCUCCCCAUUUCGUUUUCGGUCGGGCUCCGCCGUUGAAGCACAAUGAUAAGCGACCCCUUCAACCAGCCUUGUAACCAUCGGCUUACCUGGUGAUGUCUGUAUAUAUAACUCUCUCCUCCCUAUGUGCUGCCCAGGUCUAUGUUAACCCCACACGGGCACUAAUCUCUCUCUCUCUCUCUGAGGCAAAGCAUUGCCAUUUCACCAGCAAGGGGGGCAGACGCGUAGAGCCAGUGCCGCAGAUACAGAGAGAAAUUAAAGAGAGGCGAGGAGGCCUGGACGCCAUUGAUGUCGUAGCAGAGAGGUCAAGCCAGUCUACUCUACAAGCCACAAGAAACCAAGAGAGGCCGAGGAAGAAGAGAGCAUGGAGCCUGCAGGACGGAGAGGAGCGGCAGCCCUGCCGCUGGCGCUCCUCGUCGGCGCCGUGCUGCUCGCAUUGCCCGCCGGCGGUGCGACCGCGUGGUCUCACGACGGCUCCGUCGGCCUAGGCGCCGCAGGUGCCGGCUUUGGCGCCACCGGCGGCGAGCGGCGGUACAGGGAUCUCGCGCAGCGGAGGAUGGAGAGCGUCAGAUCAUCCUUCGGGGCGAGGAGAGAUUUGGCAACGGCGUCGGCGAGCGCCCAACGACACGCCGCCAGAUGCUCUCUCUGCAGCUACUCGUGCGCCAGCCGGCGUCGCGCCGCACGAUUGGCGCUCCGGCGCGGCGCACAGUCCACGCACGCCUCGUUUUCUUUCGCCCCCUUGUUGUUGUUGUUGAUGUCACGGUGCUGACGUGUCGACGGCGUGUGUGUGUUGGGGUGCAGGCGUCGGCCAGCGCGCGGGUGUACCACGUGACGGACUACGGGGCGGACCCCACGGGCGCCACCGACUCGACGGCGGCGAUCAACCGGGCCAUCGCCGACGCGUUCCGCCCGGCGUCCAACUCCACCAUGACCGGCGGCAUCCCGGACCUCGGCGGCGCGGAGGUGCACCUCGACGGCGGCACGUACCUCGUCAGGGGCCCCCUCACGCUGCCGGCCUCCGGCGGCGGCAACUUCCGGAUCCACAGCGGGUCGCUGCGUGCGUCCGACGACUUCCCGACGGACCGGUACCUGAUCGAGCUGUCGGCGGCGGGCAAGGGCGGCAGCGGCCGGACCUACGACUACGAGUACGCCACGCUGCGCGACCUGAUGCUGGACUGCAGCUACCGCGGCGGCGGCAUCGCCGUCGUCAACUCGCUCCGCGUCGGCAUCGACAACUGCUACGUCGCCCACUUCGGCACCGACGGCAUCGCGGUGAGCGGCGGCCACGAGACGCUCAUCCGGAGCAGCUUCCUCGGCCAGCACAUGACGGCCGGGGGCGACCCAGGGGAGCGCGGGUUCACGGGCACGGGCAUCCGCCUCGACGGCAACGACAACUCCAUCGCCGACGUCGUCAUCUUCUCCGCCUCCACGGGGAUCCUGGUCACCCGGCCGGCCAACUCCAUCUCCGGCGUGCACUGCUACAACAAGGCCGCCGGCUUCGGGGGCACGGGGAUCCACCUCAAGGUCCCGGGCCUCACGCAGACGUGGAUCACCAACAGCUACAUGGACUACACCAGCAUCGUGGCCGAGGACCCCGUGCUGCUCCACAUCUCGGGCUCCUUCUUCCUCGGCGACGCCAACGUCGUGCUCAGGGCCGUUAACGGCGUCGCCAGGGGCGUCCAGGUCGUCGGCAACAUCUUCAGCGGCCUGGACAAGGGCGUCGACAUCGUCAGCCUGGACGGCAAGUUCGCCACGGUGGAGCAGGUGUACGUGCAGCAGAACUCGGCCACGGGGAUGACGGUCAAGUCCACGGAGGCGCGCGGGUCGGCGGCGGGAAACGGGACCUCCUGGACGGUGGACUUCGCCGACGUCCUGCUGUUCCCGGACCGCAUCGGCCACGUGCAGUACUCGUUGGUCGCCGGCGACGAGUUCCCGGGCCACACGCUCCGGAACGUGUCCGGCAACCAGGUCAUCGUCGCCACGGACAAGGCCGUCUCGGCCACCGUCCACGUGCUGGUCGACCAGAACGCCAACUGAGGCUGAGCUAGUCAGCUAGUGUGUGCGUGCGUGCGUUCUACUGCCUGCUCGUGCGUCUGCUGUGAGCAAGGCGUGAUUCGUUCGUUUCCUUCUUCUCCUCGCAAUAUUCAGUCAUUCAUAUUACUAUGCCGUCAGGGAGAUGGCAAACCGUUUGAUCGAGAAAAUGCUCCAGAAUGGAUCAUUUUUUGCAUAGUA